GUUGCGUCACAGUUUCGACGGAAUACCUAUCAUACUUUUCUACAGGAGCAGUCGGUCGGUGCGGAAGGGCGUAGGGUUCUUGUUCGUCGAAAGAAUAUAUUUCAAACCGAGUGGGCCAACGUGUCAACAAUUACUGAAUUGCACUUUGAUUGCUGAAAUAAUCGAAUCGUUUUUUUAUUACCGAAAUCGGACACAUCGCUGGCUUUUAAAACAAAGGCUUCAGGUGUUGGGGCCGACAUGUUUGUCAGCGGCUUGGUUUCGGUGUUACUAUUCUUUCAUGCAACAGGUGUAGAGGCCUUCAUGGUUACAACCAAAAAUCCAAACGUGAGGGCUAAAGAGAAUGAGGGGGCUGAUCUUUACUGUACUCCCUCGGCUGACUUUGGUGCAGAUGCCAGAGUUGAGUGGAAGUUUAGGGACAUGAAGGGUUCUACGACCUAUGUCAUUUUCGAUGGGAAACCCACCACACUUUAUGAGGGCCGUGUCACCAAGUUUGAUGGGAUGCUGAGGUUCAGCAAGGUGUUGCGCAAAGAUAACGGGCAGUAUCAAUGUGAGGUGUCUAACAAACAGUAUGUUGGGGAUGUCAACGUGAAUCUCACUGUUUUAGUACCUCCAUCCGUGCCCAUGUGUAGGAUCCCUACCUCUGUGACGACGGGGCAUCGCGUGCUACUGUCCUGUCAUGAUGCAGAGGGGUCUCCUUCCCCCACCUACAAGUGGUAUAAGGACAAGACCCCUCUUCCUGAGAACCCCAGCCAGUUCCCUGCCUUCAAGAACUACACCUACAAGAUCAAUCCUCUCAGUGGCAACCUGGAGUUUCCCUCUGCUUUGGUGAUAGAUACAGGAGACUACAGCUGUGAAGCUAUGAACGAUGCCGGCCCUGUUCAACGCUGUCAAGCUGUGAGGAUGGAAGUCCGCAACAUCAACACUGGAGGUAUUGUUGCUGGGGUGAUCGUGGCUCUCCUGGCCCUGGCCCUGCUGUGCUUCGGACUGUGGUACGCCCACCGCAAAGGAUACAUGCCCAAAAAGAGUGAAAGCAAACCCAAACCCUCAGUGGUCUACCAGCCAACAUCGGAGUCCGGCGAUGAAGAAGAUGGGGAAUUCAGACAGAAGUCGUCUUUCGUGGUAUAGCCAGGGCGUGCAACACAUGUCCCGGAUAUACCCAGGAGUCUACAGCAACUAGUGACUAUGGGUGCGUCCCAAUAACAUCUCCCCUUUCUCCUGAAGUGUGCUGUCGUUCACUCCUUCCUACACAUCUCAAAGCAUUGGGUUGUUGGAGGCAUGGGUUAGUGGGUGUUUCCACCGUAUUUCUUAUACCAGUCAUUUUCUUUCAAAUCAGCGAAGGGAAGUGAACAAGUGCACACUUUGGGCCUAGAAGAGAUAAUUGGGACAAAGCCUAUAUAUGACAAUACCACUGCCCCUUAUACCUGCUCACUGUGGAUAGGUGUGAAUUGGUGUGGUUGGAUUUUUAACAUUUUUAUUCCAUAUGUUUCUAAAAACUACAUACAUUUUUGAAUAUUUCUCUAACUGGCAGUUACCUACAACUCUACUGUUUUGUGGUGACUGUAUAGAUCUGAAAAAAUACUUCCACUUAUACUUCAUAUUUUUCAAGUGCCUCCGUUCUGUGAAAGAAAUCUCGCAUUCAAGGAAAUGUAAAGGGGGAAAAAAACUGGAAAUGAAUUUAUGAAAUCUUAAA
This is a messenger RNA of Oncorhynchus mykiss (rainbow trout), 1690 nucleotides long. RefSeq names its product junctional adhesion molecule A. Lineage: Eukaryota; Metazoa; Chordata; Actinopteri; Salmoniformes; Salmonidae. Gene Ontology annotation, cellular component: bicellular tight junction. Gene Ontology annotation, biological process: cell adhesion; establishment of endothelial intestinal barrier; regulation of membrane permeability. The record is from RefSeq and is a predicted model, not a curated record.